GGGGGCGGAGAGCGCGAGGAGGAGGGAGGAGGCGUCUCCGUGCGGGAGCCCGGCUGACCGCGCCAGACCCAGACAGAGCCUCGCGGCUGUGGCUGCAACAGGCGGCGGGCUCGGCUCGGGGGCGGAGGCAGCGAAAGGGCGGGGAGCGCGAGGAGGAGCGACCCGGCCCCACCGCUGCCGCCUCUUCCCCGCCGCAUGGACGAGCACCUCAGCCUUCUGCGCUCGCCGCCGCCGCCCUCAGCCCGCCACCGCGCCCACCCUCCCCAGCGCCCAGCGAGCAGCGGCGGUGCCCACACGCUGGUGAACCCCGGCUACGCGGAGCCCGCCGCAGGCCCCGAGCUGCCGCCCGACAUGACCGUGGUGCCCGGGGACCACCUGCUGGAGCCGGAGGUGGCCGAUGGUGGAGGGGCCCCGCCUCAAGGCGGCUGUGGCGGCGGCGGCGGCGGCUGCGACCGCUACGAGCCGCUGCCGCCCUCACUGCCGGCCGCGGGCGAGCAGGACUGCUGCGGGGAGCGCGUGGUCAUCAACAUCUCCGGGCUGCGCUUCGAGACGCAGCUGAAGACCCUCUGCCAGUUCCCCGAGACGCUGCUGGGCGACCCCAAGCGGCGCAUGAGGUACUUCGACCCGCUCCGCAACGAGUACUUCUUCGACCGCAACCGGCCCAGCUUCGACGCCAUCCUCUACUACUAUCAGUCCGGGGGGCGCAUCCGCCGGCCGGUCAACGUGCCCAUCGACAUUUUCUCCGAGGAGAUCCGCUUCUACCAGCUGGGCGAGGAGGCCAUGGAGAAGUUCCGCGAGGACGAGGGCUUCCUGCGGGAGGAGGAGCGGCCCUUGCCCCGCCGCGACUUCCAGCGCCAGGUGUGGCUGCUCUUCGAGUACCCCGAGAGCUCCGGGCCUGCCCGGGGCAUCGCCAUCGUGUCCGUGCUGGUCAUCCUCAUCUCCAUUGUCAUCUUCUGCCUGGAGACGCUGCCGGAGUUCCGCGACGAGAAGGACUACCCCGCCUCGACGUCGCAGGACUCAUUCGAAGCAGCCGGUAACAGCACGUCGGGGGCCCCCGCAGGAGCCUCCAGCUUCUCCGAUCCCUUCUUCGUGGUGGAGACGCUGUGCAUCAUCUGGUUCUCCUUCGAGCUGCUGGUGCGGUUCUUCGCUUGUCCUAGCAAAGCCACCUUCUCGCGAAACAUCAUGAACCUGAUCGACAUUGUGGCCAUCAUCCCUUAUUUUAUCACUCUGGGUACCGAGCUGGCCGAACGACAGGGCAAUGGACAGCAGGCCAUGUCUCUGGCCAUCCUGAGGGUCAUCCGCCUGGUGAGGGUCUUCCGCAUCUUCAAGCUCUCGCGCCACUCCAAGGGGCUGCAGAUCCUCGGGCAAACGCUGAAGGCGUCCAUGCGGGAGUUGGGGUUGCUCAUCUUCUUCCUCUUUAUUGGGGUCAUCCUUUUCUCCAGCGCGGUCUACUUUGCCGAGGCAGACGACCCCACUUCAGGUUUCAGCAGCAUCCCGGAUGCCUUCUGGUGGGCAGUGGUAACCAUGACAACAGUGGGUUACGGCGAUAUGCACCCAGUGACCAUAGGGGGCAAGAUUGUGGGAUCUCUCUGUGCCAUCGCCGGUGUCUUGACCAUCGCAUUGCCAGUUCCUGUGAUUGUUUCCAACUUCAAUUACUUCUACCACCGGGAGACAGAAGGGGAAGAGCAAGCCCAGUACAUGCACGUGGGAAGUUGCCAGCACCUCUCCUCUUCAGCCGAGGAGCUCCGAAAAGCAAGAAGUAACUCGACUCUGAGUAAGUCGGAGUAUAUGGUGAUCGAAGAGGGGGGUAUGAACCAUAGCGCUUUCCCCCAGACCCCUUUCAAAACGGGCAAUUCCACUGCCACCUGCACCACGAACAAUAAUCCCAACUCUUGUGUCAACAUCAAAAAGAUAUUCACCGAUGUUUAAUAUGUGAUACAAGUGACAUGCUGUGCUCAGUAUUGUGUGGAACGUGCCCCCUUGGUCUGCCUAUGCCCUUGUUUUAUACAUUUCCAGACCAUUCAUCAAGGAAAGGACCUGAAGAAGUGGAAAGCACACUUCAUUCUCCCUCUCCCUGCUGCUUCAUACUGAAACAGGUGCCUGUUUUGCAAGUGGGCUGCAUUCUCUCAGCUCUCGUUUUCCUCCUUACCCUCUCUCUCUUAACAUUGUAAACAACAGACUUACAUUAAACUUCAUUUCUAGUACACGCCCUAUUUUAAAAAGAGCAGUACAUCCUGGGAGGAAAUGAAACUAAAGAACAGUUAGAGUAACUAACCUCAGAAUUUUAAAGGCAGUUGUUUCUUUCCUAAGCACAUCAAUUCGUAGUAAAUGAUGCUUCAGUUUGAUGGACCUUUCAACAUUAUUUAUUGAAUAUGUAUUUUGGUUGCCUACCCUGUAGAUAUGUGGAUGAAGAGUCUAACUAGAAUAAUGACUUGUAAACCCACCAUGAGUUAUUUGGUUUUUGACUGAAAUUCCUAUUUGAAUCCCCUUUCCCGGAAUUUAAGGGUCUCUACAACUUUGAAUAAAGGGAAAUGCCCAAGAUGUUCUGAUCUGA
Messenger RNA from Symphalangus syndactylus (siamang), 2554 nucleotides. It is a transcript of the gene KCNA3, whose product is annotated as potassium voltage-gated channel subfamily A member 3. The record is from RefSeq and is a predicted model, not a curated record. Gene Ontology annotation, molecular function: delayed rectifier potassium channel activity; protein binding. Gene Ontology annotation, biological process: protein homooligomerization; action potential; potassium ion transmembrane transport. Lineage: Eukaryota; Metazoa; Chordata; Mammalia; Primates; Hylobatidae. Gene Ontology annotation, cellular component: voltage-gated potassium channel complex; membrane; axon.